Triplophysa dalaica is the source of this 597-nucleotide messenger RNA. Its product is annotated as proline-rich protein HaeIII subfamily 1-like. The transcript has a single exon. The coding region runs from base 1 to 597 and encodes 198 amino acids. NCBI's taxonomy places the organism in Eukaryota, Metazoa, Chordata, Actinopteri, Cypriniformes, Nemacheilidae. The record is from RefSeq and is a predicted model, not a curated record.
AUGCCAGGUCCCCACCAGCUCGACCUAGCUGGUCCACCAGCUCGGCCAGGUCCCCAUCAGCUCAGCCAAGCUGGUCCACCAGCUCGGCCAGGUCCCCACCAGCUCGACCAAGCUGGUCCACCAGCUCGGCCAGGUCCCCAGCAGCUCGACCAAGCUGGUCCACCAGCUAUGCCAGGUCCCCACCUGCUCGACCUAGCUGGUCCACCAGCUCGGCCAGGUCCCCACCAGCUCGACCAAGCUGGUUCACCAGCUCGGCCAGGUCCCCAGCAGCUCGACCAAGCUGGUCCACCAGCUAUGCCAGGUCCCCACCAGCUCGACCUAGCUGGUCCACCAGCUCGGCCAGGUGCCCACCAGCUCAGCCAAGCUGGUCCACCAGCUCGGCCAGGUCCCCAGCAGCUCGACCAAGCUGGUCCACCAGCUAUGCCAGGUCCCCACCAGCUCGACCUAGCUGGUCCACCAGCUCGGCCAGGUGCCCACCAGCUCAGCCAAGCUGGUCCACCAGCUCGGCCAGGUCCCCACCAGCUCGACCUAGCUGGUCCACCAGCUACAACCAGCUUUGACCAGCUCAUAUCCAGCUUAAACCAGUUACCAGCUUGA